This is a messenger RNA of Amborella trichopoda, 1552 nucleotides long. RefSeq names its product Pmr5/Cas1p GDSL/SGNH-like acyl-esterase family protein (DUF828) (gene PMR5). The record is from RefSeq and is a predicted model, not a curated record. NCBI's taxonomy places the organism in Eukaryota, Viridiplantae, Streptophyta, Magnoliopsida, Amborellales, Amborellaceae. Gene Ontology annotation, cellular component: Golgi apparatus. Gene Ontology annotation, molecular function: O-acetyltransferase activity.
CUUAAAAAAUAGUGCCAGUUCUAGAGAGAGAGAGGGAGAGAGUGCCUCUGUUUAGAAAAACAGAGAGAGAUUUCUAUAAAACAGAAUAUACACCGACAGAGGCUUCCCCCAAGCAUUGUCGAGCGGGCCUAGUUUUCUCUUUCUUUGUUCUGCCUUCUCUCUCUAACAUUUUUUUGGAGCACCAUUCAUGGGAGCACGUUGUGCUGUAAUCUCUGUUAUAGUGUUGGUGUGCCUUGUGGCCUUAGCAGUGGGCUUAAGUGGCCAUGGCGAGGGACUAAGAGGGGUUCACAGGGGGCUCAAGAGGCGCGGACCCACGGUUCGAGCCAACGUGACCGGAUGCAACGUCUUUCAGGGGAGCUGGGUCAGAGACGAUUCUUACCCUCUCUACGAGUCCUCCAAUUGCCCCAUUAUCGACCCCCAGUUCAAUUGUCAGAUGAGACCAGACACUGAGUACCUCAAAUACAGAUGGAGGCCGGCCACCUGUGAACUCCCAAGGUUCAAUGGACUGUAUUUUCUGCUCAAAAUGAGCGGCAAAACAAUGAUGUUGGUGGGGGACUCACUGGGUCGAAAUCAAUGGCAGUCUCUGAUAUGCAUGCUUUCUGCAGCGGCUCCCCAAUCAAAAACCGAGUUUAUCCGAGGAGAUCCCCUCUCCACAUUCAGAUUUCUUGAUUAUGAUUUUUCAUUGUCAUUCUAUCGAGCUCCUUAUUUGGUGGACAUAGUUUCGGUAGGGGGAAAGAGGGUUUUGAUGCUUGACUCCAUCUCUGGGAAUGCAUGGAGAGCUGCCGACGUCCUUUCAUUUAACUCUGGACAUUGGUGGUCUCACAAAGGAUCUCUCCAAGGGUGGGAUUAUAUGGAAACUGAAGGUGCGACUUACGCGGACAUGGAUCGUUUGGUUGCAUUUGGGAGAGGGCUCACGACUUGGGCCAAUUGGGUCGACUCCAACGUAGACACAACCAGGACUCGAGUCUUCUUCCAAUCCAUUUCUCCUACCCAUUACAACCCACUUGAGUGGCAGGACCCAAUGGCCAAGAAUUGUUACGGUCAGACCGAGCCAGUGAGCGGGUGGAGCUACCCCGGUGCUUAUCCUGAUCAGAUGAGGGUGGUCCAAGCUGUCCUCAACAAAGUGCAAAAUCCCGUAUAUCUCCUCGACAUAACCACACUGUCUCAGCUUAGGAAGGAUGGCCACCCCUCUGUCUACAGUGGCGAUCUUAGCCCUGACCAGCGAGCAAACCCUGACCGCUCAGCCGACUGCAGUCAUUGGUGCUUACCCGGGCUCCCCGACACUUGGAAUCAACUCUUCUACACCGCUUUGUUCGCUUGAUUCUCUCUCACACACACACACCAGAUGCACAUUCAAUGACCAUACUAGACUCUCUCUCUCUCCAACCCUCCCCCCCUCUUUGUCUCUCUCUCUCAUUCUUAUCAGUUGGGGUAACCCUAUGUACACACUGGUGCCUUUCAAAGUUGAAAGUGAUUCUGAGAGAGCUGUUGAAAUGUACAAUAACCUUAUCAAGUGUAGUGCAAGUCCCUCUACAAUACCUGCUUCUUCCAA